AUGGAAUAUCUGGCAGCCAUUUUUCCAUAUUUUGUGCACGGACAGACAACCAGAUUUUCUUUAGAUACAAAUUGUGUUGACAAUUAUAUUCUAUUUGAAUCAAUCAUGGUGUUUGUACCACCUCGAAAACCACGAGCAUUGAUGAGAGAACGUGUCCAGCAACCAAAUGGAGUUAUUCAAUGUCAGAAAUGUUUGGAAAAAGGUCAUUGGACAUAUCAAUGUACGAAAAAACGAAAAUAUACUGAAAGACCAUCGAGAACUCAAAUAUUAGAAAAACGUAUUAAACAAUUAAAACAAGCUCAAGAAGACACAAAAGAAAAGGAGUCAAAAGAAAAAGCUGAUGAAUUAAAACAAAAAGAACGGAUGGCAAAAAUAAUGUCAUCGGCUGGAAUGGAAAACAUUCGUUUUGAAAAGAAAAAAUCGUCUAAUAAGAACAAAGAUGACGACGUAUCAGACGCUGAAUCCACAUCGAGUUCCAGUUCUGAUAGUUCAACAUCUUCGUCGGAUUCAUCAUCAUCUUCUUCAUCGACAACUUCGUCAUCGAGUGCAUCCGAAAAUGAACGUCAAAAUGUUAAAAAACGAGCUAAACUGGAGUAG
Didymodactylos carnosus is the source of this 597-nucleotide messenger RNA. The record is from the annotation of a GenBank genome assembly. NCBI's taxonomy places the organism in Eukaryota, Metazoa, Rotifera, Eurotatoria, Philodinida, Philodinidae.